Molecule: messenger RNA, 5326 nt
Organism: Entelurus aequoreus (snake pipefish)
Lineage: Eukaryota; Metazoa; Chordata; Actinopteri; Syngnathiformes; Syngnathidae
Gene: nuak1b
Product: NUAK family, SNF1-like kinase, 1b
Exons: 8
Coding region: 883-2808 (641 amino acids)
Biological process (GO): microtubule cytoskeleton organization; protein phosphorylation; intracellular signal transduction
Cellular component (GO): cytoplasm
Molecular function (GO): tau-protein kinase activity; ATP binding; protein serine/threonine kinase activity
Source: RefSeq, a predicted model, not a curated record
GCUGACAAAUCACGCGUCAAUCACAAUGCAAGUGGAGGUGGCCCUGCCCCCAGAGUGGCGAGCUACGCCCCUGCUCGUCAGCUGCAGUGUUCUGAGGGAUGAAAGCGCUCUCACAAAGAAGCGGAGGAAGACCUCCGAAGCCACGCCCUCCGGACCCCGCUCCUCCAGCCUUCCCCUUCCUUUACGUUAAGAAAAGCGAGAGAGAGGGCAGCAGCAAGCAAGACACGCAGGACAGGAAAACAAAAAAAGCAAGACAAGACGACCGGGAGGGAGCCAGUCCAGCGACCAUGGCAAUAUCCACCGCGUCUCCGCUCCCGAUCGUGUCCGAGCACCGCGCACCUCCACCCGGGUCGAGCACGGCACGGAGCCCGCGGGCGCACGACGACACGCAGCUGGGUCCGGAUGAAUGAGGAGCCAGCUGGGGGGCAAACAUGAGGGUCAUCUUCAUCCAGAACGCCGGUUUCGUCGCAGCUUUCUCGCCUGGUAGAUGUCGGCAGCGUUUCGGAGCACAGAUGAUGCGAGCGAGCCCCAAAUUAGGCACAAACAGACAUUACUAGUCGAUCGAGGAGUAGCUCGCUACUAUAUAUUUAUUAUUAGAGGUGAAGUGUAGACUGUCAUCUUGAAAUGAUAUUAUUAUACACUAUUGACACGAUAUGUAUGUCGUUAUUAUAAGCAAACCAUGUGUAGACUUUUUUAUGCUUAGUGGACAAAAUAGCCUCAUUAACAAGACAAUCUGGAAAUGUUUCCAUGUUGACAAAUAUGACAAGUAGCUUGCGCGUUAUUCAUUGUAAUUUAUUUAUUUAUUACUAUUAUUAGGCCUAUAAGUAUUACUGUAUAUUAAUUAUCUUAUUGCUAGCUUAUUUACAAAGAAGUUAAAGUGAGAUGGCUUACUUGGCGCCCCGCCGUGGGGCAAGCCGCCCCGAGGCCCCCAGGGGCCAGAGCUGCGAGCCCCGUCAUGCGCACGUGCUUGCCGGAGGCUCCCCCGAGGAGAGCCAGAGGAACCCCGGCGUGAAAAAACACCACCACAAGCACAACCUGAAGCACCGCUACGAGCUGCUGGAGACGCUGGGGAAGGGGACGUACGGCAAAGUCAAGAAGGCCAUUGAACGCCACUCCGGCAGAGAGGUGGCCAUCAAGUCGAUUCGGAAGGAGAAGAUCAGGGACGAGCAGGACAUGGUUCACAUCCGCCGAGAAAUCGAGAUCAUGUCGUCGCUCCGCCACCCGCACAUCAUCUCUAUAUACGAAGUGUUCGAGAACAAGGACAAGAUCGUCAUCGUCAUGGAGUACGCCAGCAAGGGCGAACUGUACGACUACAUCAGCGAGCGGCGGCGCCUGAGCGAGCGAGAGACACGACACUUCUUUAGGCAGAUCGUUUCUGCUGUGCACCAUUGCCAUAAGAAUGGAGUGGUCCACAGGGAUCUGAAACUGGAAAAUGUGCUACUGGAUGAAAACUGUAAUAUUAAGAUUGCUGACUUCGGCCUGUCCAACUUGUACCACAAAGACAAGCUUCUGCAAACCUUCUGCGGCAGCCCGCUAUACGCCUCACCAGAGAUCGUCAACGGGAGGCCGUACCGUGGGCCAGAGGUGGACAGUUGGGCUCUGGGGGUGCUGCUGUACACACUGGUGUACGGAACCAUGCCGUUCGACGGCGGCGACCAUAAGAACCUCAUUCGGCAGAUUAGCAACGGCGAAUACAAGGAGCCCACACAGUCCUCAGACGCGCGGGGACUGAUCCGCUGGAUGCUAAUGGUGAACCCGGAGCGCCGCGCCACUGUUGAAGACAUCGCCAACCACUGGUGGGUGAACUGGGGCUGGAAGAACAGCGUGUGCGACUGUGACGCCCAGCACGACCACGGCGGCUCGCCCAUGCUGGCCCGCUUUAUCGACUGGCAGAACCGCACUGAGCCACGCGGUCCCACCGCCAAACCUGCCGCCUUGCCCCAGCUGCUGCUGCGCCAGAGGCCCAAGAAGUCCAAGAAGGAAAACGUGGAGGAAGGUCAGGCGCACGGCGGGGGCGAGGACAAACCGGGUCUGAAGAGACCAAAGAGUAUCUUGAAGACCAGAGUGGCAGAGGAGCAACACUCGGCCAGGAUGGAGGAGGCGUCAACGAGCCAGACGGCGGCGGCGGCGGAACGAGCUGAAGGUGGAGGGCACGUCUCCAGUCCCGAUCGAGACGGAGAAGAGCCCGCCUUUGGGGGAGGCUCGCCUGCAAAGAUGGUGCCCACCCUGCCCAAAAAAGGCAUUUUGAAGAACAACCAACAGCGGGAAUCAGGGUAUUACUCCUCCCCCGAGCGGAGCGAGUCUUCAGAGCUGCUGGGCGGAGCCAGCAUGACCGUGCUCGCCACCUCGCCGCCCAAGAGAGCCAUGGGAAGAAAGGGCAUCCUGAAGCGCAACGGCAAGUACUCCACCUACAGCGGACCCCCCUCCGCCGCCGCCGUGGCCGCCGCCGGAGGUCUGGGUGAGCCCCCUGCGCCGGCCGACUCGGGCCUCUCGCGCAGUCAAAGCCGCCCCUCCAGCAUGGUGGGGGAGGACAUGUCGCCCGGCAACAAGUGCGCCGAGUGGCAUCCCUCUACGCCGCACCGCCGCCCUAACAUCCGGGCGUGCGUGUCUGCCGAGAACCUGCUGCACCUGGCCAACUUCAAAGGCUUCCAGGCCGCGCCCACCAUCCUCCAGGCGCCCAAGUUCGGACGUGGCCCCAAAACAAAAGGCUCGCCUGGGGACAAUUGCAGCUUCUCAUUGCUGGGGGACCUGGAGGACAUGACUCAGGUGUACCAGCAAGCCCUGGACAUUAGCAGCAACCUCACUUAGCACACGGGCGCAGAGGCAGGAAGCGUGUGUGUGUGUGUGUGUGUGUGUGUGUGUGUGUGUGUGUGUGUUUAGGCAUUAACGACCAGUGUGUUACUGGGAUACACCUUUUGGGAAGUUGAGGUUUUCCAAAUAGGGCUGACAUCUUGAUGGGAAUGAUAUGUUUACCCACCACUCACACACACACACACACACACACACACACACACACACACACACACACACACACACACACACACACACACACACACACACACACACACACACACACACACACACACACACACACACACAGGUGUACACACUCAAGUCCACUUCUCAGGCCAGUGGAAACUUGGUCAGGGCUUUUUGUGAACAGGAUGGAGAGGGGAGUUGGCAGCAACACAAGCCACCCAAGUGUGUGUGUGUGUGUGUGAGUGUGUGUGUGUUCCCCUUUGUCACUCCCCUGCGUUCCCACAUGUUUACAUAUCCAACCAGAAGCGUAGAUUCCCACCCAUUCAGAGUUUACAAAAGCACCUUUGAUUAAUACACACAGAGCACACGCUUUUGUGAUCUUUUUAUUUUGGAAAGAAAAACCAACCAACCAGGGUCGUAUUCUAAAAGUUGAUCAUUAUUUAUUAUUAUUUGCCUCGCUUUGUUUUGUUUUGAUUUGUGGGCAGAACUUGAUGUUGGGUGUUGGCUGUUACCGGAGUCCAUAUAGUAAUGAAUAUCAUUAUUGAUGCUAUAUAAUUAGCAGAUAUAUCCAACUAUGUUGGCAAGUAUUUUGCCCUACAGUACUACAUAGUUGCAGUUAUUCAUAAUAUAGUACUAUUGCGUUAUUUUUCCAGCAAUAUAAAAAAUUGUGUGCUACCACACGUACGUUACACCAUCUGUGAUACGGAGAACACUGCAUUUUUCCGACGAGACCAAUACACGGUGAUUGUGCGAUAUUUGGAAGAAGACACUAUCAUUUCACAGCACAGUUAUUGUACGAUACAUGGCGAUCAUCUGCGAUACUAAAUAAUCACACAGCACGUGCAACACAAAGUGAUAUCUUUAUAACCUAGAAAGAGUAUGUUUUCGUAAAGCCUGUAAACCACCUCAGAAAGGGACUCUUUCUAAUAACAUCGAUUGUAGGACGUAUCGGAAGAAAAACAACGUACAAAACAUCACGAUAUUUGUAUUUAAUCCGACAAUACCGAUAUCAAAAUAUAGCAAUGGGCGAAAGGGUAUUUUUUUUUCCAACAAUACCGAUAUUAUAUGGAUUACGUAACAAACAUCGCUAUAUCAACGCAACCGAUUAUCAUUAUACAUCGAUAGUAUGAUACAGUUGAAGAAAGCUUUUUUACGAUGUAUUACUGAAAAAGGACCAGCAACACCCACAUCACAAUUCAGCCAUUGCAGAAUAUACCGUAAUCGUAAUACCCAACAAUACCAACACAGUAACGGUGUCAUAUUUUUGGAAGAAUGACACGUGUCUUAUGUUAAGGAGAACGAAAAAUCGAAGGAAACUGUACGAUACAUCACAAUGUCCAUAAUGCUGAUAUCACGAUACAGCUAUUGUGUGAUAUAUCGGAAGAACACAACUCACAGGAGAGUCACAACAAGUCAAAAAUGACCAUUACAUCGACUACUUGUAUCGAUACUGUACACAAUGUUUGGUCCCACCCCUACUUUAUACGUAGGAAUUGCCUUUUUUUCGUAAUUGUGCGUCAAUACCCGCCGAGCCAAACCAAAUGGUGAGGUUUUUUUUUUUAAGGGGCUUCAAAGGUCAGCACAUUGUAGCGGUGCUUGAAUGACUGCCCCCUGCUGGUGCGGAGUUGUCGGACAUGUCAUGUUUGACGAGAGAGCUCAGCUUACAGCUUUGACACGGUCGGCGCUCCACCCGUGUACACUCGGCCGCCGCGUCGGGCGAGCACAAUCAGCCAGCUGUUGUUUGAGAGGAAGUGGAUUUAAAUGGAAGAGGGAGAGGCGGAGGUUGAGAGAUGGAAAUGUAAAAGGAAGUGAGAAGAAAUAAGGGCUGUUCAACUGGCAAGGAGCCAAAUCCUGCAUGUUAAAUGUCAUCAAACUGGCGCUCUCGGCAGUAAGUUCCUACAAACUGUAGUCAUAACGGCCCCGUUUACACUGCACACCAAAUUGGAUUAUUUUUUACCUUCAAGGGACACAGAUCUGAUUUUUUUUUUUUUAAAUCUUUUAAUCAGAUUCAGGCCACAACAGGAGGUAGUCUUGAAUCCCAUUGGAAUCUGAUCUUUUCAAAUGUGACUUCAGUCUAAACGCAAUGUGACCCGAAUGUGAUUUUUUUUCGUCGUCUUUGGGCGAGCUACGUUACUCGUGUGCGCCGGAAAGACAGUGUCGCCAGUGGAAAUGGAUAUUUCAUCAUCCGGUUUCAGUUUUUAUUUAAGACGACCAAAUUUUCAGUGCAUCACUUGUAAAUAGCGCACAAAUAAAUCUAUAUGUAAUAUACGAAUAUAUGUUUUGAUUCAGAAGAAAUAGCAAUUGUUGAAAGACCGGAAUUGACGCUGUGACACAUUUGUUUACAUGU